AUGGAAAAACUGAAAAAUUGUUUUCGCUCCACAAAAAUUCCCGACAAUGUCAACGAUGGCCUUGAAACCUUGGAAGAAUAUCGCGCCCGUUGGCGUUCGGUGCGUGUCAUCUAUUUCACCAUGUUCCUGAUGUCACUGGCCUUUAGCAUUGUUCUAACGGGUAUAUGGCCCUAUUUAAAUAAGCUAGAUCCAGCCGCCGGUAAAGAAUUCAUGGGUUUCAUUGUCGCCGCCAAUCCACUGGGUCAAAUGAUAUUCAGCCCCCUGUUCGGUUGGUGGAGCAAUAAAAUCCGCUCCAUACGCUUACCAAUGAUAUGCUCUCUGGUCCUCUUCACGGUGGCCAGUGCCAUAUAUUCUUCGCUGGAACUUAGGCCCGAUAAUGUAAAAUAUUGGAUGCUGGCAUCACGAUUCUUAAUCGGUGUGAGUUCUUCAAAUACGGCCGUGUGUCGUUCGUAUUUGUCGGAUGCGACCCGCCUCAGUGAACGUACCAAUGCGGUGUCGAUGAUUUCUUUGGCUCAGGUUUUGGGUUUUAUUAUUGGUCCUGGCCUACAGGCUUUGGUGACACCGUUGGGUUCGGACGGCCUGCAGUUGUUCGGCGGCGGCGCAAUCUUCAAUAUGUAUACCGCAUGCGGAUGGAUAAAUGUUGUGAUGAGUGUGGGGAAUUUAAUCAUGUUUAUGCCGGUCAUAUUUGAGGAACGUCGAGUUGCUGCCCGUGAAAUCAUGAUCAUGCAGGGUAAAACAUCGGAAAAGGAAACCUGGAAAUCGAUAAAACCCAAUUAUAUAUCGGCCUGGACCCUGAUAGUGGCUUUUUUUGUAUUGGUUUUCAAUUUUGUGCUAUUGGAGACCCUGGGCACCUCCCUUACCAUGGAUCAAUUUGCCUGGUCCAAUGAACAGGCCCUACACUAUAUGGGCAUAUUGAUGUCGGUGGGCGCCAUUGUGGCCCUCAUCACCUUCCUCGCCAUCAAUCCGCUGUGUAAAAUAUUUCCCGAAAAUCAGGUGCUUAUAUGGGGUGGUUUCUCCCUAAUGGUAUUGGGCCGGGUCCUCUAUAUCCCUUGGGGUGAUGGACCGCCCAAAAUCGCUGAAGUUUAUAAUGCCACAAUGGAUCUGCAGCCAGAUGAUGAGCUCUUCUUGGGUUGUCCCCGCAAACAGCAGUGGUGUGAGACUACACCGGCGCUCACGCUGUCGCAAUUUAUUAUUGGUUAUGCCUUUACCUCAAUUGGUUAUCCAAUUGGGGUGACCCUGAUUCAGACGAUAUUCUCCAAGGUGUUGGGUCCUCGUCCCCAGGGUGUGUGGAUGGGUUUGAUGACGGGUUCGGGCUGCUUGUCCCGGGUGUUGGGUCCCGUAUUUGUUGGCUCCAUUUAUACACGUUGGGGCACGUUCUGGACCUUUGGUUUAACCUCCAUCAUGAUGUUGGUGUCAAUGAUUUGGUUAUUGCUGUCCCGCAAUUGUUUAAUACCGCCCAUCAUCGUAGAUGCCAGGGAUCCGCUGGAAUUGAAGGAUCUGAAAAAAUCGCAUGAUGUCGAACAAAAUGGUGGUGAGCAGGUCCACAAUGUUGCUGAUGGUGGUGGGGGUCAUGAUGGUGCUGCUGCUCCGGUUUCCUUACCAUACAUUGAUGAUGUUGAGUUGGCGGAUUCAGAAGUCCCUGGAGAAAUUUCUCAGUUAAUAAAUGAGAAGAAUACAAAACCAACAACAAUUAGAAAAAAAGUUUUUUAA
This is a messenger RNA of Musca vetustissima, 1710 nucleotides long. It is a transcript of the gene Cln7, whose product is annotated as major facilitator superfamily domain-containing protein 8. Bases 1 to 1710 code for a protein of 569 amino acids. The record is from RefSeq and is a predicted model, not a curated record. Gene Ontology annotation, biological process: transmembrane transport. NCBI's taxonomy places the organism in Eukaryota, Metazoa, Arthropoda, Insecta, Diptera, Muscidae. The transcript is spliced from 6 exons. Gene Ontology annotation, molecular function: transmembrane transporter activity. Gene Ontology annotation, cellular component: lysosomal membrane.